UUCAUUUCAAAACUAUAGCUUGGAUAAGAUCGAUUAGAAACAAAUGGGAAAACGCUAAUAAUACUCGGGAUUUACAGUUACAACAAUUAAAAUGAAAUGUAUUUGAAAAGCUAAUAAAAAUUCGGGAUAACUUUGUUCUGAAGCAAACAAAAGAAACUUCAAUACAAUACCGUUUGUUUUUUGACAAAUAAAUUGAUUUAAUUACUUGCAAGUUUCAUAAAAUUUUCCUAUAUAAAUUAGUGUUGUUAAAUAAAUGCGAAGGAGUAAUAAAACGUUAAUAUUCCAUAACUAAAAAAAUGUCAGUGAAAAUAAUUUGCAGUGUUGCAAUUGUGAUUGCCCUGUUGGAAGUGGUUUUAGCCUGUAAUGGCUAUAAGGCGAAAAUUCUGAAGGCCGAAAAUUGUGCCGGUCCUGAUGGCGUUAUAACCCUUGAUCCUGAUUUCUCCGUUAAGCUCAAUAAGAAAUGUGAAAUCGUCCCAACCGGAUGUGUCAACAAUAAGGCAUUUAGUACCGCCAAUUCAAAAUAUAAAAUUGUUAAGGAUGGUAUGACAGUGGCCGAGGGCACCUUUGAUAUGUGCGGCAUGGCUGAUCAGGCUCCGGAUCAGGCAAGACAGUAUAUGAACAUGUUUGGUGUACCAUCAUCGUGUCCCGUUGAAGAUAAUAAAAUCUGCUCGAAUGACAACAAGGUUGACCUUUCACAAUAUAAAUCCAUGCUUAGCCUUGCCCGUGGAAAUAUUGUUAUUGAUUCGGAAAUUGAACACGAUACGGGUAAAUCAUGCUUCCAUGUCGAAAUUCAAAUCUCGAAAUCUUAAAAUGCUAGGUGGUAUAGCUUAAUAGGAAAAUACCUAAAAUACGUAAUUGGAAAUUAUUAUUGGACAAAAUUUUUAGUUGUCAUUUGAUAAGGCAAAUAAUUUUGUAAAUUGAUUUUUUAUGAUAAUAAAAAUACAAUGAACAUUUGAAUAAUCUACAUAA
Musca domestica (house fly) is the source of this 969-nucleotide messenger RNA. RefSeq lists its product as uncharacterized. The transcript is spliced from 4 exons. Bases 297 to 809 code for a protein of 170 amino acids. The record is from RefSeq and is a predicted model, not a curated record. Lineage: Eukaryota; Metazoa; Arthropoda; Insecta; Diptera; Muscidae.